UUCAGUGUGUGGUUUCAACUUGUUGCAUGAUCGUUGCCGGUCUCGCGUGCUCAGACUGAGUUCGAUAUACGUUGAAAUAAAAAAGUUAUACCAGUGUCCAAAAGUGCAGAAAUAAAUUCAUUAUGCCGCAUUAUCACAAACCCGAGUCCAAAACCGUUCAGGAAUUGAAGGACAUUUCCAACAAGCUCAGAAUCCAUUCUAUCCAGGCCACGCAGGCUAGCAAGUCAGGUCACCCAACAACAUGUGCGUCAAUGGCAGAAAUAAUGUCUGUGCUUUUCUUCCACACAAUGAGAUAUAAGAUUUCCGCUCCUAAAGACGCAAGCAGCGAUAGGUUCGUUCUCAGCAAGGGUCAUGCUGCUCCUAUUCUGUAUGCAGCAUGGGCAGAAGCUGGCCUCUUCAAGACUUCAGACUUGCUGAAUCUGCGGAAAUUUGACAGCGAUCUUGAGGGUCAUCCAACACCAAGAUUGAAUUUUAUCGAUGUGGGAACUGGAUCUCUAGGGCAGGGUCUCUCGGUAGCAGCCGGCAUGGCUUACGUCGGCAAAAACUAUGACAAGGCGAGUUACCGUGUCUACUGUGUGGUUGGAGAUGGUGAAGCAGCAGAAGGUUCCAUUUGGGAGGCUUUGAACUUUGCUGCCCACUAUAAGCUGGACAAUUUGUGUGUGAUUUUUGACAUCAAUCGUCUUGGCCAGAGCGAACCUACUAGCUUGCAACAUAACAUGGAAGUUUAUCGCAAGCGUUUGGAAGCUUUUGGAUUCAACGCUUUGGUAGUCGAUGGCCACGAUGUUGAUGAACUCGCCAAGGCUUUCCAUGAGGCACAGAAUACGAAAGAACGCCCAACUGCCAUUUUGGCUAAGACCUUCAAAGGGAAGAAUUUCCCAAAUAUCGAGGAUUUGGAUAAUUGGCAUGGAAAACCUCUUGGCGCAAAGGCCAAUGAAGUGAUCGAGCAUCUGACAUCGCUUAUCAAAAAUACUGGACCUCUGGAACUUGGCCCUCAGAAACCUUUAAAGGAAGACGCGCCAAAAGUAGAUAUCACUAACAUAAAAUUAGACACCCCUCCGAGUUACAAAAUUGGAGAUUUAAUCGCUACUCGUGCUGCUUAUGGAACAGCUAUAGCAAAGGUUGCAAAGAACAACUCGCGAGUGAUUGCCCUCGAUGCUGAUACAAAAAAUUCAACAUUCUCUGAGAAGAUAAAAACUGUCGAUCCAAAGCGAUACAUCGAGGGUUUCAUAGCCGAACAAAAUAUUGUUGGUGUCGCGAUAGGAGCAGCUUGCAGAGAUAGAACUGUCGCUUUCGUCUCGACUUUUGCAACUUUCUUUACCCGAGCAUUCGAUCAGAUAAGAAUGGGAGCAAUCUCACAAACGAACGUGAACUUUGUCGGAUCCCAUUGCGGAGUAUCAAUCGGAGAAGAUGGACCUUCUCAAAUGGGCUUGGAAGACAUAGCCAUGUUCAGAACAAUUCCAGGCUCGACUGUCUUUUACCCAAGUGAUGCAGUGUCCACCGAAAGAGCAGUGGAGCUGGCAGCCAACACAAAGGGCGUUUGCUUCAUCCGAACAUCCCGUCCAAACACUGCCGUCAUCUACGAGAACGAGGAACCAUUUGCGGUUGGAAAGAGCAAAAUCGUUUGGAAAUCCGCGAAAGAUGAGGUCCUCGUCAUCGGAGCUGGAGUGACUCUCCACGAGGCCUUGGCAGCUGCCGCAGAACUCGGCAAGGCUGGAAUUCAUAUAAGAGUGAUGGAUCUCUUCACGAUCAAGCCUAUCGACAAAGACGCAAUCAUCUCGAAUGCGAAGGAAGUCGGUGGCAGAAUCAUCACCGUUGAAGAUCAUUAUCCGGAAGGUGGUUUGGGAGAGGCAGUUUUGUCGGCAGUUUCCUCGGUGCGAGAUAUCGUCCUGAAGAAACUUGCUGUUCCGGAAGUACCUCGUUCAGGACCGCCAAACAGUUUGCUUAAUGCGUAUGGCAUCAGUACACGCAAGAUUGUUGCUGCGGUUCAUGAAAUUCGCAAACUGUAAUCUUUUGCGGAAGAUUGUGGCUUCUGAAAGGCAAGAAUAAAGCACAAGACCAACGACUUAAGUAAGGAAAGCAUAAUAUGUGAUCAAAGACGCUUUAUAUUUUGUACUCGCCUGUGAAAUUUUCAUAGAGUUUAGAAAUUGUCACGAUUUUAUUUAUGGAUACCAAGUAUCCUGCACUGGCUAACCGAUUAGAAAGCUGUGUAAGAAAGCUAUUUUGUAGCUUUAUCUUUACAGUAGGGUUGAGCAAGGUUAUAAAUUUAUACUGAAUAUACGUUUAUAAAUCUUUUUGAUAAUCUAAGUGUGAAGCAGUUUGAUACUGCGAUGAUUUUUAUACUAGAAAUGUUGUUGCAUUUAUUAUCAAUUUAGUUCUUUAUGAAGCCACUGGAAGUGAAUAGAACUAUUUUCAGAAA
Molecule: messenger RNA, 2416 nt
Organism: Belonocnema kinseyi
Lineage: Eukaryota; Metazoa; Arthropoda; Insecta; Hymenoptera; Cynipidae
Product: transketolase-like protein 2
Exons: 8
Coding region: 123-2006 (627 amino acids)
Molecular function (GO): thiamine pyrophosphate binding; transketolase activity
Source: RefSeq, a predicted model, not a curated record